This is a messenger RNA of Didymodactylos carnosus, 1467 nucleotides long. The record is from the annotation of a GenBank genome assembly. NCBI's taxonomy places the organism in Eukaryota, Metazoa, Rotifera, Eurotatoria, Philodinida, Philodinidae.
AUGCCAUUUCAAAACACAAAGAAUAAACAAAUUUUGCAUGAUAUUACGGGUAUAUUCAAGUCAGGAAUGAAUGCGAUUCUUGGCCCGUCAGGGUGUGGGAAAUCAUCAUUAUUGGACGUUCUAGCUGCUCGAAAAGAUCCUGAUGGUCUAUCUGGAACAGUGCUGAUUGAUGGUCAGACGCGUCCAAAUGAUUAUAAAUAUCGCGUUGGUUAUGUCGUACAAGAUGAUAUUCUCAGUGGUACAUUAACGGUAAAAGAAAAUUUAGCUUUUUCAGCUAAUAUUCGUUUAUCAAAAACUGUAAGUAAACAACAGAAAGCAGAUGUUGUCAAACGAGUCAUUCAUCAAUUAGCAUUAGAAAAAUGCGCUGAUACCAGAGUUGGUUUGGACUCAAGUACAGCUAUUAAAGUGAUGAAACUUUUACAUGAAAUAUCGUUAAACGGCUGUACAAUCAUAUUUUCUAUACAUCAACCUCGUUAUAUGAUUUAUAAAUUAUUUGAUCAAAUUUUACUUUUAUCAUUGGGACUAUGCAUUUAUCAUGGACCAGCUCCCGAUAUUUUGUCAUAUUUUUCAGAAUCACUAGGCUUUAUAUGUGAACAAUAUGAUAAUCCAUGUGAUUUUCUAUUGGAUAUUGUACAAGGUGAUCGACAUUCAUCAGUAAUAUUGAAGAAUAGUGUAAAGGAGGAUGAUAAAGAAGAAGACAAAAAAUUAACACAAAACAAACUCGCUGAAACAUUGAAUAACAGAUAUUUAAAAUCUUAUUUAUGGGCAUCUGUUCAACAAGAAACGGAUAAUUAUUUUAAUCAUCCUUCAUCAGAUCAGAUUUUAUAUGAAAAAUUACCGAAAAAAUGUCGAUUUAAUGAAUUAUAUUAUGUAUCACAACGUGUUCUACGAAAUCUUGGUCGAAGUCCAACCGUGAUCAUAAUACAAAUUGGUGUUAGCAUCGUAUUUGCUAUUCUUUGUGGUCUGGUAUUCCUUCGUAUUGAUCAUACACUGGAUCAAGGUGUUAGACAACGUGCCGGUGCUUUAUUUCUUAUUACAACAUUUCAAGUCUUUGUUAAUUUAAUUUCACUUGAAUUAUUUUUGAAAGAACCUACUGUCGAUGUGUUUGCUGUAGCUAAUGUCAUUCUUGGCAUGAUUUAUUUAAUUAUGAUGAUCUUCAGUGGCUUUAUAGUUGAUCUUACAAGUAUCGUUGCUGCUUUAAAUUGGCUGCAAUGGUUCAGCAUAUUUCGCUAUGCACUAUAUGGUUUGAAUAUUAAUGAAUUUACAAAUCUCAACUUAUGUGCUACUGUAGCAAACAAUACCACUAGCAUAUGUUCAUAUCGUGGAGAAGACACGUUAAUAGAACGUCAUAUUGAUUUUGAAAGUGAUUGGGAUCUGUGGAAGAAUUUUCUUGCACUUGGAAUAAUGACUAUUAUUUAUUUAAUUCUUACUUAUAUACAAUUGCUUCGAAUUAAAAAAUACAAGUAA